AUGGACGCACCUUCCGCUUCAGAAUCAAGAGAUGAAGACUUCGAGGUAGAGCAAGAAGAGGAACAGGGAAGAGCAAAGGUGGCCAAGGAGCGCGUGCGGGUGUUGCACGAACCCAAAGGCAAGGAAGGCAGGAAGGCCACUGGAGUGGUCUACUGGAUGAGCCGCGACCAGCGUGCCAAUGACAACUGGGCUCUCCUCUACGCACAACAACUGGCGGUCAAGUCGGGUGUCCCACUAGCUGUGGCGUUCUGUCUGCUGCCUUCGUUCAAGGGUGCCAGCAUCCGGCACUUUGGGUUCAUGGUGCGGGGCCUUACGGAGGUGGAGAAGACUCUCAACUCGCGCGGCAUCCCCAUGCUGCUGCUCAAGGGCCUCCCACAAGACGAGCUCCCCAAGGCGCUCAAGACCUACGGGGCCUCCCAUCUCGUUUGCGACUUCUCGCCGCUCCGCAUCGGCCGUAAGUGGCGCGAGGAGGUGGCGGAAGCCACCAACGCCUUUGUCUAUGAGGUGGAUGCCCACAACUUGGUGCCCCUCUGGGAGGUGUCGCCCAAGCAGGAGUACGCUGCCCGCACCAUCAGGCCCAAGAUCCACAAACAAGUACCCAAAUACCUGCACGAGUUCCCCGCGCUGCGCGAUCACAGCAAGAGAAACGGUGGCAACAAAUGGUCGCCCGCCAUUCCCGAGGUGAACUGGGACUCGGUGUGGUCCUACGUCCGAGAACACGUCGAUGACAGCGUUCCCGAGCUGGAUUGGCUCAAGCCUGGGGAGAAGGAGGGGCGCAGGAUGCUCGAUCUCUUCCUCACCAAGAAACUCAAAGACUACAACAGCAAGAGGAACACCCCUGUGGAGGACGGCCAGUCGAAUCUCAGUGCCUACCUGCACUACGGACAGCUAAGCGCUCAGCGGAUCAUACUGGAGGCCAUGAAGCACAAAGCCAAGGCCAAGGAGAGCUACGAGGCCUACUUCGAGGAGCUUAUCGUGCGCCGUGAGCUGGCCGACAACUUCUGCUACUACAACCAGCACUACGACCAGUUCGAGGGAUUCCCCGAUUGGGCGAGAAAGAGCCUGGAAGAACACGCCGCGGACAAGAGGUCGUCGCUCUACACGUAUGAGGAGCUCGAGCGCGGCAAGACUCACGACGAGCUGUGGAAUGCCGCACAGAUGGAGAUGGUCCACUUGGGCAAGAUGCACGGCUUCAUGCGGAUGUACUGGGCAAAGAAGAUUCUCGAAUGGACCGAGAGCCCGCAGCAGGCGAUGCAGUUUGCGGUGAAGCUCAACGACCACUACGAAAUCGACGGGCGCGAUCCCAACGGGUAUGUGGGCUGUGCCUGGGCCAUUGGCGGCGUGCACGACCAGGGGUGGAAGGAAAGGCCAGUGUUCGGCAAGGUGCGGUAUAUGAACUACGCGGGGUGCAAGCGCAAGUUCGACGUCGAUGCCUACGUGCGGAAGAUGGCCAAGUUCAUGUCGGAGCCCACCGGCACGAAGAAGACCGAGGCCUCUGCCGUGUCUCGAAAGAGGAAAGAUAAGGAGGGAAAGAAGGAGAAGGAAAAGGAGGAAGAGACCAACGAAGCGGAAGAGGACGAGGACGAGGACGAGGAAGAAGAGGGAGAAGAGGAAGAAAAGCAGCCAGCCAAGAAGGCCAGGAGAACCGCCAAGCGGACUGUCGCGCAGUCGGCCGGCAGCCGCGCAGCCGCCAGGAUCCUGAAGACGAAGAAGUCGUCGAGUCGUGGCAAGUGA
Messenger RNA from Acanthamoeba castellanii str. Neff, 1734 nucleotides. RefSeq names its product type II CPD DNA photolyase. Gene Ontology annotation, biological process: photoreactive repair. The record is from RefSeq and is a predicted model, not a curated record. Gene Ontology annotation, molecular function: deoxyribodipyrimidine photo-lyase activity. The coding region runs from base 1 to 1734 and encodes 577 amino acids. NCBI's taxonomy places the organism in Eukaryota, Discosea, Longamoebia, Acanthamoebidae. The transcript is spliced from 14 exons.